UGGCUCUUUGCAUUAACACUUUUCUGCAACCCCUUCUCGUGUGCAAAGCAAAACGGAUCGCACUGCCACUGCCAACGAAUUCCGACUAGAGUGAGAGGGAAAGAGAGGGAAGAUCGGAGAGAAGGGAAAUCUCCCGUAUCAAUUUGAACGACGGAAAAACAGCACAAAAGCGGGAAGGGUGACAGUUUCUACAGGCAUUGGAAGAGAAACCUUCCCUUUGCAUCGAAAAUGGAGCUACCCGCCGCGGGAGAGCACGUCUUUGCGGUGGAGAGCAUCGAGAAGAAGCGGAAUCGAAAGGGGAGGAUGGAAUACCUAGUCAAGUGGCGAGGAUGGUCUCCAAAAUAUAACACGUGGGAACCAGAAGAAAACAUUCUCGACCCGCGGCUGCUUGACGCUUUCCAAAACAGGGAGAGAUACGAGCAGCUUAUGGGAUAUCGCAAAAGAGGGCCAAAGCCAAAGCACCUGAUGGGCCAGGUCCCGUCCUUUGCCCGGAGAUCCAGCGUCCUCUCAGGCCUUCAGGAGACCACCCUGGACGAGGACAACCGGCAGAAAGUGGAUCCCAUCCAGACAGUGCGCUCGCAGACCCAGCAGUACCAGCUGAACAGCAAGAAGCACCACCAGUACCAGCCCCUGCUGGCCAAGGAGAGGGAGGCCGAGCAGCAGGCCAACGGAAAGAAGAAGCUCUACUACCAGCUCAACAGCAAGAAACAUCACCACUACCAGCCUGACCCCAAGAUGUACGACAGCACCCAGUGCAUGAAGCCAAGGGAGGCCACCAAAGCUCCGGAACUGCCCACCAACCACAGCUGGAACCUGCCUCCCGCGCUGCAGCAGAAGUGGGUCCGGGACAAGGACUCUGGUUGCCUGAGCAAAGUCAAGGAUAUCACCAUGGAGCUAAAGAAGCUUCCGGCUCACCUCAACGGCCACAGUGGCGAAUCGGAGCAGAGCAAGGCCACGGACAAAGAGGACGCACCGCUGUUGAAGGCCAACGGUGUCAGCGACAGCAAGCUGAAGAUCGUCAAGAACAAAAACAAGAACGGACGCAUCGUCAUUGUCAUGAGCAAGUACAUGGAGAACGGCAUGCAGGCGGCAAGAAUUAAAAAUGGAGAUGUGGAAACCCUUGACGAACAACCCUUGAUGAACCUUGACGAACAGCCGGACAAUAAUGAUGAUGCUGCAGAAAAUCAACUUGAAAAGAUGAGGCUCGUCCAGAAACUGGGUCUCACCAAUGGAUUCGCGAAAGACUACAACAAAGGGUCUAACAGAUCUAACGUAUUUAAGUGUCCUGCUGACAAGGUCGACUCACCCAAAAUGGAGCUUAGUGCGACAGAGCAGAAUAAACAUUUCAAUGUCAGGGGUCAGAAGGAGGCUACAGAGGAUCAGCCCCUGCAGCUGACCACCAAACCUAACCUUGCCCCUUGGCCCUUUGAGAUGGGGGUUCAUAGGACUCAGCCAGGAAACGGCUCUUCUCCAGCCCUCAAACGUCACCUUUCGGAGGCAGACAAGGGCGAGGACCGGGGUGGCUGUAAACAGUUUCUAAACUCCCGGAGUAUCAGUGCACCCUGCACUGUGUCCUCACCUCCUCAAAGCAACUCCAUGGACCAAAAUGGCCACCAUAGCCACAAUGGCCACCAGGACUACGACUUCCUGGAGUCUAACCAGGACGAGCCCAUGGACCUCAGCUGUGUGAGGUCCAGGCGGGAGGCUCCAGUUCCCACAGAGACACAGGUGGCUCCUUCUGCUGAGGAGGAGAAGACUGCAGAACAGACAAAACUGCCAUUGGCCAUCACAACAGAACAGACUGUGAAAGGGGAGCCGUUUCCUUCAUUCAAGCCUUUCCUUGGGAAUAUAGUCAUCACGGAUAUUACAACAAACUGUCUCACGGUGACAUUUAAGGAAUACGUUACAGUGUAACGAAGCUAGGAAAAGACGAUCUGAGGACAAGGGAUUAACAGCAACUGUGUGAAUUUGUACAAAUGUGUGUUGGAACAUAUUGGUAUUUUCAGAUGUUUGAAUGUAAAUAAGAACCCUUACAGUUUGCAUUUAGUGGGGUUGAGAUUCAUUUUGUUUCGGGUUUCUAACCCUUCUAUAAUUUGCAUGUACGUAACUUUGGCUAUCAUUCUCUAAAUGAGACCCAGAGUUUUUAUCAUACUUGAUGAUGUAGGCUUCUAAUUGAGUUACAAACUACUUUAGUACAUGCUAUUCUGACAUAUGGUAUCAGGGCUCAGUGAAAAAGCACUUACUCAUGUAAAUAUUAUUUACUUUUGAUAAAGGCUUUAUAUCCGU
Salmo salar (Atlantic salmon) is the source of this 2286-nucleotide messenger RNA. Its product is annotated as E3 SUMO-protein ligase CBX4. Lineage: Eukaryota; Metazoa; Chordata; Actinopteri; Salmoniformes; Salmonidae. Gene Ontology annotation, molecular function: SUMO ligase activity; SUMO binding. Gene Ontology annotation, biological process: negative regulation of transcription by RNA polymerase II; protein sumoylation. The record is from RefSeq and is a predicted model, not a curated record. Gene Ontology annotation, cellular component: PRC1 complex.